This is a messenger RNA of Pieris macdunnoughi, 651 nucleotides long. Lineage: Eukaryota; Metazoa; Arthropoda; Insecta; Lepidoptera; Pieridae. The record is from the annotation of a GenBank genome assembly.
AUGUCAACACAUUUGACAUUAAACGUCCAUAUAGAGGAAUCGCCAGUAUUUACUAAAAAUUGUUAUCUAAUAAAUGGAGACUAUGAAUAUUAUCACUAUUUAUGCGACGGAUUCGAUGAUAGGGGAUGGGGUUGCGGUUAUCGGACAUUGCAAACAAUAUGUUCGUGGAUGAACCACAAUAUUGAGAAAAAAUGCGCAGUGCCAUCAGUUCCAGAGAUACAGACGAUCUUAGUUGAUUUAGAAGACAAGCCAAGAUCAUUUUUUAAUUCUAAACAAUGGAUUGGCAGUUUUGAGGUAUGUUUAGUAAUAGACAGACUAUAUGACAUUCCAUGUAAAAUAAUUCAUGUGAAUAAAAAGGAAUCUUUAGAAAAUAUAGUGGAGGUACUUAAAGAUCAUUUUAUUCGGUUUGGUUCCCCGGUGAUGAUGGGUGGUGAUGUGGAUUGUUCCUCUAAAGGCAUUAUGGGGAUUUAUGUAAAUGGUGCUGAAUCCAGCUUGUUAAUUGUAGAUCCACAUUAUGUUGGUAAAGAGCAAACAAACCAUUUCUUGCAGAAUAAAGGAUGGGUGAAAUGGCAACCACUUAAAGAUUUCUUGUCAUCAUCAUUCUACAAUUUAUGUUUACCCCAAACAAGAGCUGAAUGUGCUAAUGUCUGA